AUGGAGCUAAUAAAUCCCACAGGUGGAGGCGCUGAAAAAUUAAAUGGUAAACUGACCUGUAAGGAAGGCCACAGCGGUCCAACCUACGAGUCCAUGCAGGCUGUGUUUGAUUUACAGCCCUUCAGGCCGGCAGUGAAUCUUAGCAACCCCACCAUCGCCAACAUCUCCUUCACCCUGUAUGCUGUCCUGGGUGUGAAUGAAAAAACCCAGAUACUCACUACUUUCUUGUGGCUGCGACUGUACUGGCACCAUGAGUUUCUGGUCUGGGAUCCUGAUGAGUGUGACGGCGUCACCAGGAUUUCUCUGCCUGUGAAGCAGCUCUGGUCUCCAGACAUCAUCGUGUAUGAGUUCGUGGAUGAUGAUGUUUCCCAGGCGUGUCCUUACGUCUACGUGAACCACACAGGUCACAUCCGCUGGGACAGGAUGCUGCGGCUUGUCUCAGCCUGCAACCUGGAGAUCUACAGUUUCCCUUUUGAUGUGCAGAACUGCACAUUCACAUUUGGCUCUUACAUGCACACCAUCAGGGAUGUUAGGGUCAGUCCAGCCCUGACGUUUCAGGAGAUGUCUAAAAACUCAAAGCGCUACCUGGAAGCCAGUGGAGAAUGGGAGCUGGUGGACAUACUGGGGGAGACCUCCAUCCUCCAGUUUGGCAUCGACGAGUGGGACAUCAUCACCUUCUGGGUGGUCAUAAAGCGGCGGCCAGUCCUCUAUGUGGUGAACCUCCUGAUCCCCAGCUCCUUCCUCAUGCUCAUCGACAUCCUGUCCUUCUACCUGCCCCCGCAUAGUGUCGACCGCGCCUCCUUCAAGAUGACCCUCAUUCUGGGCUACACCGUCUUCCUGCUCAUCAUGAACGACCUGCUGCCCAGCACAGCAAAUGGCACACCCAUUAUAGGUAUUUAUUUCUCUGUGUGUCUGGCCCUCAUGGUCAUCAGUCUGCUGGAGACGGUCAUCAUUACCAAUGUCCUCCACCACAGCUCCAUGAAAUACCAAGAGGUUCCAAACUGGGUGAGGGUGGUGGUCCUCAAACACAUAGCCAACCUCAUCUGCUACCGAUGGCCGGAGGAUGUCCAGCAGCCUUCUAUACCACAGACCGAUAAACCUGACAGUUCCAAUGAGGGUUCAGGCCCGUGGAUCAUCCAACCAACCAGCCAGACACCUGCCCAGCACCCAACCAGCAACGGAGGUACAGCUGCUCUGCCUGAACUGCAGCAGAUCUGUCAGCACCUGGGCGACCUCCGUGCCCACCUCACGUCGCUGCAGAAGGAGAGCGAGCUGCAGGACCAGUGGUGCCACGUAGGAUACGUCCUCGACUUCCUGCUCUUCCGCAUCUAUCUGCUGCUCAUCUCCUGUUACGCCCUGGUCAUCAUCUCCAUGUGGUGCGUCUGGAUCAGCCAACUGAUAAUGACGGCGGUAAAGCUUGCGGAGCUCAUUUUCGCCUGUUUCAUGCUGCUUCACGGUUUUGUUGCAGCUUUGAACUGCACCAGCCCGACCCCAAAAGCCUUGUUCAGUGCACUUCAGAAAGAUGUAUUUGAGUACAAACUGGUGCGUCCCGUAAGCAGCUUUUCAGAUCCAAUCACCGUAAACAUCAGUAUCACUGUGGUGGGAGUUGUGGGAGUGGAUGAAAAAUCCCAAACCCUGACGUCAGUCUUAUGGAGAGUUCUGGAGUGGGACAUAGAGGGACUGAGCUGGGAUGAGAAGGAAUGUGGAGCUGCAAGAGUCUCCGUCCCUCGGGAACACCUUUGGAUCCCAGACAUCCACAUCUCAGAGUUCAUGGAUGAGGAAAAAUCUCCUCAAACUCCUUAUGUCUACUUAUACAACACUGGUCAUGUAUAUGAUGAUAAGCCAGUCAGAGUUGUCAGCUCCUGCAGAUUAAUAAUCUACACUUUCCCCUUUGAUGUUCAAAACUGCUCUCUGACCUUUGGAUCAUAUCUACACUUCGCGACGGACAUAAGGGUUAUGAACAGCGUCACAUCUGAGGCGGUCCUGGAGGAGUCCAGAAAUGUGUUGGAGACCAGCGGGGAGUGGGAGCUCGCAGAUAUAACUUUAAGUUCUUCUACCCUGGUGUUAACUGUGGGAAAUUACUCUGAGCUCAAAUACAAUCUCAUUCUGAGACGCAGGCCAAUCCUGUACGUGGUGAACCUGCUGAUCCCCAGCUGCUUCCUCGUCACACUGGACCUCUUCAGCUUCAUGCUGCCUCCCCAGAGUGUGGACCGGUCCUCCUUCAAGAUGACCCUCAUCCUGGGUUACACGGUCUUCCUGCUCAUCAUGAACGACCUGCUGCCCGUCACCGGGGAGACGACACCCCUCAUGAACGUUUUCUUCUCCCUCAGUCUCGCUCUGAUGGUGGCCAGCCUGUUGGAGACGGUGUUUAUCACAAAUAUCCAGUUCAGCUCCAGCCACUUCAGUGCGGUGCCUCACUGGCUCAGUGUCCUUGUGCUACGAUAUCUAGCUGUUAUCGUUUGUCUCCCUCCAAAGAAAAAGAGCGCCACAGUCACUGUCUUCCUCAACCCAUCCAGUAGAGCUCCAGCAAUGAAUUCCAGAGUCAUCAACACCUCAGUGAGUCAUCUUCAGACCGUCUCUGGUGUCACACCGGCAGUGAAACCCUCUGGGGAGCCGGCGCUGGAUGAGCUGAGGAAGCUGACCAAACAUCUCACGGCCAUCCGCCUCCAGGUGGACCAACACUUCCAGGGGACCAAAACCUCGCAGGAGUGGCACAUGAUCGGGAUAGUCAUCGACCGUCUCCUGUUUGGCAUGUACAUUGUCUUCAUCGUCGUCAGCUUCAUCACCAUAUUGGGUAUUUGGGUCUGGAGCAGCUCAUAUGUAAUAUGAUUUAACUGCAACAGCAGUUUUGCUAACAGCAAAAUACGUUAUUGUAUAUUUGAACUAUGUAUAAACAGUUAACCUCAAAAUCAUGCACUAGAGAAUAUGCACAAAUUGCAAUGGGUUCAAAUAUUUAAAUGUCUUUUAAAAAGGCCAGUCAGCAUCUUCAGGGGAAAAGAGCCAUGGCCUGUAACAUGUAGAGCCUAACUGUGUUUUACGCUUUAAGUCUGAGAUUUGACUACUGAUUAAAGACUUUUUUAAACUAAGCACAAGCACAACUAAAUUACAGGGCAGGUAAUUGUUCAUGAAGGUCUUCACAGCAAUAGCAGUAAAAGUGUGGGUGCGAAUGCGUGUUAGCAAGACUGCAAUUUCAGAUAUGAUUGAAAGAACUUCCUGAGUUUGUUUGGGAUUUGUACUAAAAUACACCAACAAACUUCAUGGUUUUAAUGGAGUAGGUAAAUCCACAGUCCUGUAUGCUGUCUCUCGUCAUAACCUGCACACUGCAAACCCAAAAUCAUCCAGAUCAUUGUCUACAAGGUGUUCAUUUCAUUGUCAAAACAUGCUGUAAUGUGUUUUCUUUUUUUUUUAAUCUGAUCACUAGAACCAUUCAGGUGCUCACACAGUUGCAGUUUACGGUGCUUGGCAGUUGUGCUUUGCAGAGGAUCUUUUGCAGUUGAAGUUCAAAUAUUGACUGUCACAUUAUAUCCACUAGAUGGUGCCAUUGAUUGAUAGUUGGAGUAUUUGUGCAGCCUAACCACAUGACUUAGAUAUUGUAUGUAGGCUAUUAUAUAGUUCGAUAUCACAAACAGUCCCCAUAAGCUUAUAAUACAAGUGACCAAAGGUACAACCAUUUCAUUUGUGAUUAGUGUGUUUGUGCUCCUUUGUUGUCAGACUUGCUACGUGACUCCUCCAUGUAGUCCAGUUAUGGACUGUUGCUUAAGUGUAUUUGAAGUGUCUUUAUUCAAGUACAAUUGUGAGUAUUUCCUGCACUUUUAUACUUCCAAUCAAUUAAUUGAUCAAACAAGGAAAAGCAGCCAAUUCAUCUGCAAAUAUUUUGAUUACCAAUUAAUUGUUUUCUACUUUUCAAGCAAAAAUGCCAAAUAUCCUCUUUUCCUCUAUUUAUAUUCAAACAGACUCGAUCUCUUUGGGUAUCGGACUGUUGGUCAAAAAAAACAAAAAACAGUGUUGUUGACUCAACCUUUCUAUCAGCACACAAAAACAAUAACCCCCAUCAACAGUCUGGCCAGUCUUUUAUUAUCAACAUAAUUAAAGAACAAAGACAAAUUAACACAAAUAAUAGUCAUCAUAUUAACAAUAAUUAACAUUUUUAAUAAUAGACACUUUAAUCUGUAGUGCACUUUAAACCUCUGCACGCCUCCGUGUUAAAGGCAGUCCAAGGACAAACAGUCUGCUGAGUGGAGGAGGAGCGCUAUCGGUCACUGGAGCUGUGAGUUCAGCGUCAAAGCAGCCUGGUUAAUACUAAAGACACUGGCGCAGUUUGUCUCCUGAAUACUUCUGUCAGGACUCGGGGACAUGAAUAUCACACUUAUUGCUUUAAAUAGCAUCUCAUGAGAGAUUGUACACAGAAAGCGAAGUGGAGAGUGUUUCUACAACAUAUAGCAGACCAGUGAUUCCAGACCUAAGGGGUCCCAACAUAAAUCUGAGGGGUCACCAGAUGGUUAAAAGUGCAAGAAAAAAAGAAAUA
Molecule: messenger RNA, 4525 nt
Organism: Chelmon rostratus (copperband butterflyfish)
Lineage: Eukaryota; Metazoa; Chordata; Actinopteri; Chaetodontiformes; Chaetodontidae
Product: 5-hydroxytryptamine receptor 3A-like
Exons: 18
Coding region: 1-2829 (942 amino acids)
Biological process (GO): nervous system process; regulation of membrane potential; monoatomic ion transmembrane transport
Cellular component (GO): neuron projection; synapse; membrane
Molecular function (GO): neurotransmitter receptor activity; extracellular ligand-gated monoatomic ion channel activity; transmembrane signaling receptor activity
Source: RefSeq, a predicted model, not a curated record